This is a messenger RNA of Dioscorea cayenensis subsp. rotundata (Guinea yam), 857 nucleotides long. RefSeq names its product meiotic nuclear division protein 1 homolog. The record is from RefSeq and is a predicted model, not a curated record. NCBI's taxonomy places the organism in Eukaryota, Viridiplantae, Streptophyta, Magnoliopsida, Dioscoreales, Dioscoreaceae. The coding region runs from base 74 to 697 and encodes 207 amino acids. The transcript has 10 exons. Gene Ontology annotation, biological process: reciprocal meiotic recombination. Gene Ontology annotation, molecular function: double-stranded DNA binding. Gene Ontology annotation, cellular component: nucleus.
UUCGCGUUCCCGCCAAAAAUCACAGUCUUUCUCGAUUUCCCCAUUUUGGCAUUCAGAAAGCUCGAGCUCAACGAUGUCAAAGAAAAGAGGUCUGUCGUUGGAGGAAAAGCGUGAGCAAAUGCUUCAGAUCUUCUAUGAUUCCCAGGGCUUCUUUCUUCUUAAAGAGCUUGAGAAGCUGGGUCCCAAGAAAGGUGUGAUCAGUCAAUCUGUGAAGGAUGUUGUUCAAAGUCUAGUAGAUGAUGACCUUGUUUUGAAAGACAAGAUUGGCACUUCUGUGUACUUUUGGAGUCUUCCUAGUUGUGCUGGAAAUCAGUUGAGGAAUGCUUAUAGCAAACUGGAAUCUGAUCUUAAAAGCAGUCGGAAGCGUUUUGCAGAACUUACUGAACAGAGGGAAAACUUGAAAAAAGGCAGGGAGGAAUCUGAUGAGCGAGAGGCUGCUUUAGAGGAGCUGAAGGCUGUGGAGUUGCAGCAUAAAAAGUUGACGGAGGAAUUGGCCUGCUACGCUGACAAUGAUCCAGCAGCUCUUGAAUCAAUGAAAAAUGCAAUUGAGGUGGCCCAUACAGCAGCCAAUAGAUGGACAGACAACAUAUUCACCCUUCAGCAAUGGUGUUCAAACAACUUCCCUCAAGCCAGAGAACAACUUGAACAUUUGUACAAGGAGGUGGGAAUACCAGAGGAUUUUGAUUAUCUGGAAUGAGGACGAGAGCAAAUAAAUGGAUUCUAUGUUUUGUUGCAAAAUAUAAAUGGUUGGAGGUAUGCAUAACAUGAAAACCCAUUAUAAUAGAUUUUUCUAAUCAAUACACCCCUUAAUUAUCCUGUAAUUUGAGCAAUGUACUGUUCAUCUGAUAUGUUCUUGC